Dalotia coriaria is the source of this 790-nucleotide messenger RNA. RefSeq names its product Gemin 2 (gene Gem2). The transcript is spliced from 3 exons. Gene Ontology annotation, biological process: spliceosomal snRNP assembly; spliceosomal complex assembly. Bases 8 to 727 code for a protein of 239 amino acids. Gene Ontology annotation, cellular component: SMN complex; spliceosomal complex; nucleus. The record is from RefSeq and is a predicted model, not a curated record. NCBI's taxonomy places the organism in Eukaryota, Metazoa, Arthropoda, Insecta, Coleoptera, Staphylinidae.
AUCCAGAAUGGAUAACGAAAGUGAACAAAAUGAGUAUUCAGACUACAGUGAAGAUGAAGACUUGGGGUUGCUGAAGAAGGCACUUUACGUUGAGCUGCCAGAGAAUUUCGAUCCGAAUAAAAUUCCAUCAAAUGGUGAAGAAUAUCUACAGAAAGUUAUGUAUGAGGCGAGAAAUUGUCCUGCAUUGAAAGUCGCACCAGUUGAUUCUAUUAAAAUCAAACCACCAACAAAAGUUCAAAUGAUAGAAAAUUGCAUGAAAGCACCUCCAUCAAUGCUCCCAUCAAUGUCGUGGCAACUGGAAACCAUUAAAGAUUUUACCAAAUUUCGCAAAUUUAUGUCUAAAGAACUAGAAAAUUACCCCAACUCAAAGAAAAAAGACAAUCUUGCUGAAUGUUUAACCGGACUUCCAAAAUUAGCUACAGUUGCUGCCUUGACUCAAGAGGAUAAGAUAAAAGUAUUAGAAACGAUCUUAUCACAACUGAAUAAUAUUAAGAAAGGAAAACCUAUGGCUACAGUGGAAGGAGUAUGGAUCUACAGUAUACUUGCUACUCUUGAAAUACCAUUGUGCCCAGAUACUUGUCAUAUAUUGAGGGAAGUGGCUAGAAAGUGUUCACAAAUUCGAUCGAGUUUGGAAAAAUCAGCUGUGGAGAAAGAUUAUGUGACGCUGAAUCUUAUAAUUUGUUUGAUUGCCAGGUUUUAUAGACAAUUGGAUCUUGCUGAUGAGUAGAGAAAAUUAGAUUUAUGAAUACAGGUUUUUAUACAUUUUUCAACAUGUCAUGAUUUUUAAUUA